UUCUUUUCACCACUUAUUCCCAUUACUUCUCCGCUUGACUUAUACAACCCCUCCUCCCAUUUUGUAAAUCGCAUCGUGCUGUCAUACAACGCGCCCCCGGGACAACCGGGCCUAGCGCACUCACAACAAGCAUCAUGUCAUCCACCCAUAGCUUCAGUGGUCACAAUCACGACCGAUUAGGAGAGCGCGCAGGCGAAGACGCCUUUGCUGGCCAGACGAUGGUUUCAUCCCAAGAUGAUUCAAACAAUCCCAACGACAGCAUGCAUAUUUCAGCUGGCCAGAUGAUGCUCUCUGCUAUCUCCGGGAGUCUUCUGACUUCGCUACUAGUCACCCCGCUUGAUGUUGUUCGUGUCCGAUUGCAAUCCCAAGGUUCGUCGCAACCAGCCGCAAAUUUCCAGAAACUUGCUAUUUCGUCACCCAAUGCUUUUCGACCUUCGAACCUCGGUGUUACAGCUUGCUGUCGAGAGGUGUUCUUUAUGAAUAACAUUGCCGAAGUCUGCAUCGCCGGUCCUAUCGGAAGAGCAACUGCCGGAUCUGCAGAAUGCGCCGCGGAGGAAGUACAGAAAAGAAGGUUCAACUCUACCUUUGACGGUAUGAGGAAGAUUGCCCGCCACGAGGGCUUCACGACAUUAUGGAGGGGUCUUUCGCCAACCCUAGUCAUGGCCGUCCCGGCCAACAUCAUUUAUUUCACUGGGUACGAAUGGCUACGAUACAAUCAAGCGAGCCCCGUCGCAAAGAUUGCCAAGGACGAAUACGCUCCUCUGAUAGCAGGCACAAUGGCGCGAAUACUCGCCGCAGCUACCGUCAGCCCCAUCGAACUUUUCCGAACCCGACUACAAGCUUCUCCCGGCUCAACUACGACGGGCCAUCUCGCAAAUACGUUCAAGGGUAUCCGAGAAAUGGUGGCCGAGAACGGUUACCGUUCUCUGUGGAGAGGGUUGACCCUGAUGCUCUGGCGUGAUGUUCCCUUCUCCGGAAUGUAUUGGUGGGGCUACGAGGCGAUUAGAGGUAAACUAACCGAUAUGCGAGAAGAACGCCAUGGCCGUUCUUUGACCCGAGAGCUCGACGGACCGAAAUCUCGCGCCAGGUCACGGUCUCAGAGCAACGAGGGUCAUGCGGCGACUUUUAUGGACAGUUUUACGGCAGGCGCACUUUCUGGCGCUUUCGCUUCCAUGGUGACCAUGCCGUUUGACGUUGGCAAAACCCGCAGACAAGUGUUCCGAGAUGCAUCCAACAAGGCCUUACCUAGCGCCGGAGGGGUUUCAGCACCGGAGGGACAGUCGAUGAUGCGUCUACUAGGGCACAUAUACUCUACCGAAGGCAUUGCGGGGCUUUGGAAAGGGUGGCUCCCGCGCAUGCUCAAAGUGGCACCAUCUUGCGCCAUCAUGAUCAGUAGCUACGAAGUCGGCAAGAGGGUCUUCAGGAGCAUCAACGAACGGAAAGCCAGUAAACAGCGUGAACAUCCUACCGAUGAACCUUGAUGUGUAACACCACUUUCUCCACUCCGUUUAUGAUUUCUUUUUCCUUUUUCGGGGGGUUUUCAUUUUUGCAUUAGCAGGCGUUGUUUCGAGAGCCAUGAUGAUACCUUACUUAGAGGCCGAUGGAACCGGAAAAUCCCCAAUAGGAAAGUUCGAUUGGUUUUGAUCAUGGCGAUGAUGAAUUACAUCAGAAGAAGACUAGAGACGAUAAUUGCAUAGACCGGAUUUGGGUUGGCCCCCUUUCUUUAAUGAUGGUUUGUGUAUAAUAGUUACGAUACGAUACGAUGCGGGAAAGGCAAACGGAGAUAAAAAAAGGAAAAGGAAAAGGACGAGAUCCCUACACAUACACUACACCAAACCCUAGACAGAAAAAAGAUCAAAUCUCAAUCAAUGCAGGGUACAUAGUGUAAUAAUGUCAAUAUGACGAUACUUUACUGUAA
Molecule: messenger RNA, 1918 nt
Organism: Hypoxylon fragiforme
Lineage: Eukaryota; Fungi; Ascomycota; Sordariomycetes; Xylariales; Hypoxylaceae
Product: mitochondrial carrier
Exons: 2
Coding region: 135-1481 (448 amino acids)
Biological process (GO): mitochondrial transmembrane transport
Source: RefSeq, a predicted model, not a curated record